This is a messenger RNA of Lagenorhynchus albirostris (white-beaked dolphin), 2199 nucleotides long. It is a transcript of the gene FCRL3, whose product is annotated as Fc receptor like 3. Lineage: Eukaryota; Metazoa; Chordata; Mammalia; Artiodactyla; Delphinidae. The coding region runs from base 1 to 2199 and encodes 732 amino acids. The record is from RefSeq and is a predicted model, not a curated record. Gene Ontology annotation, molecular function: transmembrane signaling receptor activity. Gene Ontology annotation, biological process: cell surface receptor signaling pathway. The transcript is spliced from 13 exons.
AUGAGGCCCGUGGUGAUGUGCCAACAUCAGUGGUAUUGCUACUCCGAGGUCACACCUGUUGCAUUAGUGGGAGUAACUCCAAAAGCUUUUCUUCUCCUCAAUCCUCCAUGGUCUACAAACUUCAAAAAUGACAGAGUGACUCUCACAUGCAGAGAUUCCCUUUCUUCAGCCCAAGGAGACAUAUCUUGGUAUCAUAAUGAUCAUUUGUUGGAUAAUAAAUCUGAAGAGAUCCAAAUACACAAGACUGGAUAUUACAAAUGCAAGACUCGAAGAUCUUCUCCCAGUGACCCCGUACAUAUGGAUUUUUUAUCUGACAGACUGAUCAUCCAGGCUCCACACCCUGUCUUUGAAGGAGAUGAUGUUGUUCUGAGAUGCCAGGGGAAAGAAGCAACAAGUGAAACAGUUUUAUACAAAAAUAAAAAAGAAAUUAGGAAGAGUUAUAUAUCAAACUUCACACUAAAUUCAGUCUACAGGGACAAUGGCAAAUAUCAUUGUACUGCUUCUAGGAAAAGCUUUUGGGGAAUGAAGAGAGACAUUUCAAAACCUCUAACAAUUCAAGUUCAAGAGCUGUUUCCCCCUCCUGUGCUGACAGCCAGACCCUCCCAGCCCAUAGAGGGGAGACCGGUGACUCUGAAAUGUGAGACUUGGCUCCCUCCACAGCGGUCAUACAUUCAGCUUCAAUUCUGCUUCUUCAGAGAAGAGCAGGCCUUGGGAUCAGGCUGGAGCAGCUCCCCAGAGCUCAAUUUACCUACCAUGUGGAGUGAAGACUCAGGGUCUUACUGGUGCCAGGCAGAGACAGUGACUCACCAUGUCAGGAAAAGAAGCUUGAGAUCCCAGAUACAUGUGCAGAGAGUCCCUGUGUCUGAUGUAAAUCUAGAGAUCCGGCCCCCCGAGGGGCAGCUGAUUGAAGGAGAAAAUCUGCUCCUUAUCUGCUCAGUAGCCAAGGGUACAGGGACUGUCACAUUCUCCUGGCACAGAGAGGGCACAGUGAGAAGUUUGGGAACAAAGACCCAGCGUUCCUUGUCGGCAGAGCUGCAGAUACUCACUGUGAAGGAGCAUGAUGCUGGGAGAUACUACUGUGCAGCUGACAACAUUCACGGUCCCAUCCUCAGUAAACUGAUUAGAGUCACACUGAGAAUUCCAGUGUCUCGCCCUGUCCUCACUCUCAGGGCUCCUGGGGCCCAGGUUGCGGUGGGGGACGUGAUGGAGCUUCACUGUGAGGCCCGGAGAGGCUCUCCCCCGAUCCUGUACCGAUUUUAUCAUGAUGGUGUCAGCCUGGGGAGCAGCUCAGUUCCCUCUGGAAGAGCAUUCUUCAAAUUCUCUCUGACUGCAGAACAUUCUGGAAACUACUCCUGUGAGGUUGACAAUGGCCUGGGGGUCCAGCUCAGUGACAGAGUGACUCUCAGUGUCACAGUUCCAGUGUCUCAUCCUGUCUUCACCUUCCACCCUGCUGGGGCCCAGGCUAUGGUGGGAGAUGUGUUAGAGCUUCGCUGUGAGGCCCAAAGAGGCUCUCCCCCGAUCCUGUACUGGUUUUAUCACAAGAAUGUCACCCUGGGGAGCAUCUCGGACCCCUUUGGAGGAGGAGCAUCCUUCAACCUCACUCUGAUGGCAGAGCAUUCUGGGAACUUCUCUUGUGGGGCUGACAAUGGCCUGGGGGUCCAGCGCAGUGAGAUGGUGACACUCAGCGUCACAGGGCCUUCCAGUAACAAAAUAACGCUUAUCACCGAGGGGGUCACUGCAGGACUGCUAAGCAUCCUUGGCCUUGCUGCUACUGCUGCUCUGGUGUGUUACUUCAGGACCCAAAGGAAUUCAGGAGGACUUUCCACCACUGGAACACCUAGUUACAGUCCCAAGGAGUUUAAGGAACCUUCUAGAACCUCCCACACAGACCCCCAAGAACCCACUUACUCUGAACCACCAGACCCAAUGGAACAGCAGCCAGUGUACAGCAAUGUGGAUCUUGGUGAGAGCAACCUGGUUUAUUCCCAGAUCUGCAGCAUCCAAGAUACAAAAGAAAAUUCAGCAAAUUCACCAAAGAAACACUGGGAGGAUAAGGAGCCUGCAGUCAUCUAUUCAGAGUUGAAGAAGGCACAUCUAGAUGAUUCUGCAGGGCUGGCCAUCAAUCAAGACAGGGACCUUGAAGAUGCUGCAGAAAACUAUGAGAAUGUCCCAGGUGCACUGUCAGCCAUAGACCACUAG